AUGGCUUCAGCGGGUGCGCGGCGGCUCCCGGCUGGGACGCGCGCGGCAGCCCAGCGCUGCUGCGGCCUCCCGCUCCGGCCGGCCCCGCCCCCGGGCCCUCCACGACCGCCACGACCAAUGAGGUUUCUGAUCUCUUGCAGCCUCUUUUUGCCCCGGCCUGCCCAGAUCCUAGCUUCUGAGGCUGGCUUACCUACCAGCCGUUCCUUCAUGGGCUUUGCUGCCUCCUUUACCAACAAGAGAAAGGCUUACUCGGAGCGUAGGAUCAUGGGGUACUCAAUGCAAGAGAUGUUUGAGGUGGUGUCCAAUGUCCAGGAGUAUCGCGAGUUUGUCCCCUGGUGUAAGAAGUCUUUGGUGGUAUCCAGCCGCAAGGGACACCUGAAGGCUCAACUGGAGGUUGGCUUCCCACCUGUCAUGGAACGUUAUACUUCAGCAGUUUCUAUGGUGAAACCACAUAUGGUCAAAGCUGUUUGCACUGAUGGCAAGCUCUUCAACCACUUAGAGACCAUUUGGCGAUUCAGUCCAGGAAUCCCAGCCUACCCCCGAACUUGCACUGUGGACUUUUCGAUUUCCUUUGAAUUUCGUUCUCUGCUACACUCCCAGCUGGCUACCAUGUUUUUUGAUGAGGUUGUCAAACAGAAUGUUGCUGCUUUUGAGCGCCGGGCAGCCACCAAGUUUGGUCCAGAGACAGUCAUCCCCCGUGAACUGAUGUUUCAUGAGGUGCACCAGACUUGA
This is a messenger RNA of Elephantulus edwardii (Cape elephant shrew), 732 nucleotides long. It is a transcript of the gene COQ10A, whose product is annotated as coenzyme Q10 homolog A (S. cerevisiae). Bases 1 to 732 code for a protein of 243 amino acids. The record is from RefSeq and is a predicted model, not a curated record. The transcript has 5 exons. Gene Ontology annotation, biological process: ubiquinone biosynthetic process; cellular respiration. Gene Ontology annotation, cellular component: mitochondrion. Gene Ontology annotation, molecular function: ubiquinone binding. Lineage: Eukaryota; Metazoa; Chordata; Mammalia; Macroscelidea; Macroscelididae.